This is a messenger RNA of Plutella xylostella (diamondback moth), 593 nucleotides long. RefSeq lists its product as uncharacterized. NCBI's taxonomy places the organism in Eukaryota, Metazoa, Arthropoda, Insecta, Lepidoptera, Plutellidae. The record is from RefSeq and is a predicted model, not a curated record.
UAGGUAGAGCAUCAGUCGUUCCCUGACCGAAGAACCAACUCACAUCAAGAUGUACAAGCUGGCAGUUCUGUUGUGCGCGGUGGCGGCGUGUGUGGCCGAGCCCGAGCCGCAGCCCGAGCCCAAGCCCGAGCCCGGGGCGUACCUCUCCGGCGCCUACUACGCCAGCCCCUACCUGGCCACCUCGUACGCCGCCCGCCCGCUGCUGGCUGCCGGCUACUCCGCGCCCCUGUACCCUGGCUAUGGCUACAGUGGCUACCCUGGCUACAGCGGCUACGUCGCCCCGGCCGCGCACUUCAUCAAGAAGCGCUCCGCCCCCGUGCUCCCCUACGCCGCCGCCUCCUACAUCGCUCCCUCUGCGUACUCGACCUACUCGUACUCCACCCCGUACGUCGCCGCCCCCUACGCCGCCGCUCCCUUCGCCUACUCCAGCCCCUACGCCUACUCCCCGUACUUCAUCAAGAAGUAAACAUUGCAACAAACAAGCGUGGUGCAAAUGAUGGUCUAUGAACCAAGUGAUGGUCUCAAUAACGUGAUUUCCUAGUCCUAACUAUAACAUCUUGCCUCACAACAAAUACAUUAUUUGCAACUGUAAA